Messenger RNA from Striga asiatica, 450 nucleotides. NCBI's taxonomy places the organism in Eukaryota, Viridiplantae, Streptophyta, Magnoliopsida, Lamiales, Orobanchaceae. The record is from the annotation of a GenBank genome assembly.
AUGGCAGCGGACACAUCAAUAGCAGCAGACGCAGAGAAAGAAAGACUUGCUCUUCGGGCUAAGAUGCUGACUUUGCCGUGGAAAGAGUACUCCUCGUCGGUGAAAGAAAUUGGAUUUGCCCUUCGCCCGAGGCCUAGCAAGAGGAAAGGCACCUGUGAAAUGAAGCGUGAGUCGUCACUUCUGACCACGAUCCUGCCCUUAGCUUGUUGGCUAGCUAUUUCCUUUCUUCUGGCCAUAAGCGUUGCGAUCCCGAUCGAGUGGACCCCAUCUCGCUUCGUUUACUUUUCUCGUUCGAGACCAACGUCUUGUCCUUUCUAUGAACAUUCAUUCCAUUCUUUCCUCCUCGGGCCCGAGGAGGUUAUCGGACAAAUUGAGUUGUCGGACACUUUGGAACAUUCAUGCCAAGAAGGAUACUUUGUGGUUUGGUUUCUCGAGAAGAGAGCUCUCUAA